Postia placenta MAD-698-R-SB12 is the source of this 531-nucleotide messenger RNA. RefSeq lists its product as hypothetical. The transcript is spliced from 2 exons. The record is from RefSeq and is a predicted model, not a curated record. Lineage: Eukaryota; Fungi; Basidiomycota; Agaricomycetes; Polyporales; Adustoporiaceae. The annotation marks the transcript as partial.
GCCGAUCGCUCUCAAGAGCUCUUCGGGGCAUGGCGACACCGCGGGGCUCGGGCCAAACGCCCAACGAGUGCGGUCCUUACGGGGACUAUCCGUGGCCGUCGAAGCUCCGCCAGCACCCCAAUCGCAAGUCCUGAUUGGGCCGAAAACCCUCGAUCACGGAAGAUGGUGGUCGAGGGCCGCAAGACCCCCGAGCUGCGAGCAGGGAAACUAGCAUGCGCCGAAUCCGAUGGUUACGUUCGUCGUGCACGUUUACUUGGGAGCAGCAACUCGAAUACGACCAUGACGAAGCAUCGUUCCUCAGUUGUCAUGAUGAGCUUACGCGUGCGCAAGAUGUUUGAUGGCAGUGUCCGCUGGGAAUAUACGCAGGAGAACGUUCUUGCGACCUGUUUCGCAGCGCGUGGAAACGUCAGAAAGGCUAGAGCUUCGGUUCGAGAAGUUAUACUACUAUGUUAUAGUUACUGUGUAUCACCUAUGUUUAUCGACUGCGUUUUCAACUUCCAUUGUGUGCGUACGAGAUUGAGAUAUGCUUGA